ACCUCUGCCUCCUCUGAACCCAGUGGCUCCCCCCUGUAAUUUCCUUAAAAAUCGCUCCUUUUUUCCUGAUGAGGCGCACUUUAGCACUUGCAUUUAUUUUCUGAGAAAGAGAAGGAAGGGGGGAAGGAGAAUAGCACGCAGUUCGUCGACGCAGCGAUACCCGAAGUUGAAGACGACCUAACCAACCUCUCAGCGACACAUCAACUAUCACAAUCUCACACUCUCCUGUUCCUCUCUCCACCAAAACUCAUAGUAUUCUCUUACCUCGUUUUGUUGGCUGCUUCGUAUUCUAUAGUUUUUCCCCCUCUGAUUCAGUUUCCUCGAGCUAGAAUGGAGAAGAUGAUUGCUCUUUACAAGCUUGAGGCUCGUGGGUUAGUGUAGGUUCUCGUAGUUCCUCGCUCUACUUUCUCAUUCGUCCUUAACUUGCUUUUUCAACCUCGCUCCCUCCUCUUCCCCCCCUCCCCACAACUUCCUCUUCUGGAGGAUGGCCUGCCGAACACUGAUCGCGGGAAACUUGGAUCCAGAGAGAAGAAGAACUGGCGGACUGAGAACUAAACAGGCGGGAAGAGGAUCGUGCCGUGGUAGUUAGAACAGGGGGGUCAAACUUGCCGGGAAAUGCUUCGUCUCCGGUUUUGACCUCCUCUCAUUUUCUUGUUUCGUGUUGCAUGCUAGUGUUAAUCCAUAAUUAGUUCGGGAGAAAAACUUUUUUGCGCUUUUUCAUCCCGUCGUUGAAACGAUGGGUUUAUUGUUGAAAGAAGCCUUGAAGACUCUCUGCGGUCGGAGUCAAUGGUCGUAUGCUGUGUUCUGGAAGAUCGGCUGCCACAAUCCUAAGCUAUUAAUAUGGGAAGAAUGCUAUUACGAACCCUUGCCUUGCCCCUUUCCUCCAAACGUUGAUAGAAUUGGGACAUCUGACUUGUCCUUUGGAGGUGUGGAGGGCGACAGAGUUUGUUCCUUGAUUAACAGAAUGAUGGUGAAUAAUUCAGUCAAUAUUGCGGGAGAGGGGAUAAUUGGACGGGCAGCAUUCACAGGAAACCAUCAAUGGAUUCUUUUAAGCAAUUUUAUUAGAGCUGCAUGCCCACCAGAGGUAAAAAAUGAAGUGCAUCAUCAAUUUUCACUUGGGAUGCAGACCAUAGUGGUUAUUCCUGUACUUCCUCAUGGGGUUGUUCAACUUGGUUCUUUCUUCACAAUAAUGGAGGAUGUUGGAUUUGUGAAUGAUGUAAGGAGUUUAAUCUUGCAAUUGGGAUGUGUUCCUGGUGUUCUUCUAUCUGAAGAUUAUUCAAAAAAAGCUUCUGUUCAAGGGCUCAGUGCAACUGUUACUGUUGGGGUGCCUGUCUCAAAUUGCAGCCCCUCAGUGGCUAGUGGCUCCAACCAACAAAACAAUUCACCCCACACUUCUAAUUCCAUUUUUCACCAAUCUCUACUACACAGGGAAGAGAUGAAUAAUGACCAAGUUUCUGUAUUGACACAUCAAACCCCUAGCCUGUCUCAGAUGUUGUCCAAGUACCAUGAUAACCUCUGCCAAACUAAGGCAAUUCCAAUGACAAAACCAAACUUUACUGGGCCAUCAAAUGAUAGAGUUGUGGAGGCACAAGUGAUACCCUCAAAUCUUAAUUCAUGUCCUCAACAAACUUCUGUUUUGUGUGAUUCAAGAUCUGCAUUCAGUGAAUUGAAUGGUGUUGGCCAAUCAAGUCUGAGUGACUGCAGCAUGAAGUUUAAUGAUCAACAAACUUUAUCAGGUAGUGGGAGUCAGAAUUACAUCAAUUCUCUUAUAAAUGCUUCAAGUAAUUCAAGCAUGACUCAACUGAAGACAAACAGAGUCCAUAUGGCCGACCUUAAUCAAAAUUCUGAUAGUACUCCAUUACUUGGAGGAAUCCCAAUUCAUGGUGGAAUGCACAGUCUGUUGAGGUCAAGCUUGACUAAUACCUCUGUUUCAGUACCUCCGAAAGUUGGUGCUGCUGAUCUUUCCGGAACACGUAAAGUUGGGACUGAACUUCUAAAUGAUGAUUCAACUAAAGCAGGGGCUUUUUCUCUCCCUUAUGUGGCAAAUCAAUUCGGCGCUUGUCACAGACCUUUAGAAAGCUCUGAUCAGAAGAAUCUUCCCCUUGAUUUAAAGUGUGCUCAUGACAAGUUGGGUCCAACUGAUCAAAUGAUAGAUGGUGAUUUGCUUCAGGCCCUUAACAUCCCAUCUCUUCAUCUUGAGGAGCAUGUGCCUGUGAGUGAUCAUAUUAUGGGUUUUGGAAAUGGUUCCCUCAAUAAUGAUGGUACAGGUCAAUCUUUCACAGAACAAGAAACUUAUGCCCAGCCUUCAUCAGGAGAUGACCUGUUUGAUGUUUUAGGUGUGGAUUUUAAAAACAAAAUACUGCAUGAAAACUGGAAUAAGUUGCCUCCUGAUGAAUCAGAUGUUAAUGCCAGAGGCCUGGAUAGAAAGGCAGUGUGUAUGGAUAUGCAGGGCUUAGACACUGAUUCCUAUUCAGUGAAUGGGACAGUAUCAGAUAGUGGCGUAUUCUCUGGGAGGGGUUCUGAUCACCUUUUGGAUGCUGUGGUCUCAAGAGCUCAAUCUGCGGUGAAACAGGAUUCUGGUGAUAUGUCUUGCAGGACAACAGUGACUAAGAUCAGCAGUGCCUCUGUUCCCUCUUCUUCCCACAGGAAGGUUUUGUCAGAUCAUGCCCUUGGUGGAUUGUUGAACUUUCCGAAGACUGAGGGUAAAUUAAGUGCUGCAGAAGCUUGUUCUCUUCAGUCUGAAUGUCACAAGGAUGAUGCUGGAAACUGCUCUCAAACUUCUUCCAUUUAUGGGUCUCAACUCAGCUCAUGGGCUGAGAAUGUUAGCAAUGUGAAACGUGAAAACAGUGUUUCAACUGGUUACUCUAAGCGACCAGAUGAAGUUGGCAAAUCAAAUCGCAAAAGGCUUAAACCUGGAGAGAACCCAAGACCUCGACCUAAAGAUCGCCAAAUGAUUCAAGACCGUGUGAAAGAGUUGCGGGAAAUUGUGCCAAAUGGCGCAAAGUGUAGCAUUGAUGCGCUUCUUGAACGGACCAUAAAACACAUGCUUUUCUUGCAAAGCGUAACAAAGCAUGCUGAUAAGCUGAAACAAACAGGGGACUCCAAGAUUAUUAAUAAGGAAGGUGGGCUGCUUCUAAAAGAUAAUUUUGAAGGAGGGGCCACAUGGGCAUAUGAGGUUGGCUCGCAAUCAAUGGUUUGCCCUAUCAUAGUUGAGGAUCUUAAUCCACCUCGUCAGAUGUUAGUGGAGAUGCUUUGUGAAGAACGGGGUUUCUUUCUGGAGAUAGCUGACUUGAUCAGGGGAAUGGGUUUGACCAUUUUAAAGGGGGUAAUGGAAGCUCAAAAUGACAAGAUUUGGGCACGCUUUGCUGUGGAGGCAAAUCGGGAUGUGACAAGGAUGGAAAUAUUCAUGUCACUGGUUCAUCUUCUGGAACAAACAGUGAACGGGGGUGCAUCUAUAUCAAACGAAAUCAACAACAUGAUGGUUUAUCACUCCUUCCCACAACCUACUCAGAUACCAGCAACUGGGAGACCUAGUAGCAUGCAAUGAAACCACCUGCUAUAUAGAUUCAUUGGCCUGGAUGUGUUGGGAGCAAGUCUGAUGUUUUACUUGCUGUGACUGACAUCAACUCCAGUCCAAGACUUAACCUUGCCUGUUUUACUUGCCAUCUGACCUCAUUUUGUUGGUGGAUGUGUUUAGUUAGAGAAGAACGACGCAAGAUUAAUGUUAUCCACUUAUCCUAUAUAUGUAUCCUUAGUGUUUCUUCUGUUGCCUGCCAAGAUAUCUUUGUCAUGCUCUGGCAGUCUCCACUGAUACUCUAUGUUAGUGCAGCUUUCAGAUGACUUGUACAAGUUUUCCCCCUUCUUCAUGGUUUUAUGGGUUUGUGCUUCUGAUGUAUAGGUAGUGUAGGAUGUGGAAUGAACCUUUUGUCCUCUUGAAUUUCUGAAUGUUGUUGGGGUGGUGAAGUUGAUUUUGCUAUAUUAUUGCCCUACCAAUGUUAUUAAUUUCAACACUAGGUGUGGUUUGUACAUCAUUGGAGUCUGCUAGAUGCUUGCUAUUUUAUUCUCUAUUCAUAUUUAUUUAUUGCUGGAUUCAUAUUCAA
Messenger RNA from Prosopis cineraria, 4100 nucleotides. Its product is annotated as transcription factor LHW. Gene Ontology annotation, molecular function: protein dimerization activity; DNA-binding transcription factor activity. The record is from RefSeq and is a predicted model, not a curated record. NCBI's taxonomy places the organism in Eukaryota, Viridiplantae, Streptophyta, Magnoliopsida, Fabales, Fabaceae. Gene Ontology annotation, biological process: regulation of DNA-templated transcription. The transcript has 10 exons. The coding region runs from base 737 to 3547 and encodes 936 amino acids.